This is a messenger RNA of Trypanosoma cruzi, 1635 nucleotides long. RefSeq names its product hexose transporter, putative. The record is from RefSeq and is a predicted model, not a curated record. NCBI's taxonomy places the organism in Eukaryota, Euglenozoa, Kinetoplastea, Trypanosomatida, Trypanosomatidae. Gene Ontology annotation, biological process: monosaccharide transmembrane transport. The transcript has a single exon. Gene Ontology annotation, cellular component: membrane. The coding region runs from base 1 to 1635 and encodes 544 amino acids. Gene Ontology annotation, molecular function: hexose transmembrane transporter activity.
AUGCCAUCCAAGAAGCAGACUGAUGUGAGUGGUGGGGACAGGCAGCCCGACGAGACUCCCACAUUUUGCUCGUUGGAGAACCUGAAGGUUGCACAAGUGCAGGUGGUUGGUGGAACACUGAACGGAUUCUCAAUUGGCUUUGUUGCCGUGUAUGCUUAUUUCUACCUGAUGUCCACGGACUGCUCGAUGUACAAGAAGGAGGUGGCUUGCAACAGGGUAUUGAACGCGGAGUGUUCUUGGAGCAAAACACGUGGGGAAUGCGGCUGGAACGGCUUAACAUGCUUUUGGGGGUACGGUAAGGAUAAGGAUUCAUGCCUUGCGGACGGCAGGUGCAAGUGGGUGUACAGCGACGAAGAGUGCAAGAAUCCGACUGGGUACAGCUCGUCCUAUAACGGCAUCUUUGCUGGUGCGAUGAUUGUUGGCGCAAUGAUUGGGUCGAUCUAUGCCGGGCAGUUUGCCGCGAGGUUUGGUCACAAGGUGUCGUUCCUGAUCGUCGGCAUCGUUGGCGUUGUGUCAUCCGUGAUGUACCAUGUGUCCUCGGCAACGAAUGAGUUUUGGGUGCUGUGCGUUGGUCGUCUACUGAUAGGUGUUGUACUCGGUCUUGUGAACGUUGCAUGCCCCAUGUAUGUCGACCAGAACGCCCACCCGAAGUUCCUUCACGUGGACGGUGUUCUGUUUCAGGUGUUCACCACGUUUGGCAUUAUGUUUGCUGCAGCGAUGGGGUUGGCUAUUGGGCAAAGCGUCAACUUUGACAAGGACACCAAAAUGGAUGCCCGCAUGCAGGGCUACUGUGCCUUUUCUACGCUGUUGUCGGUGCUCAUGGUCGCGCUUGGUAUCUUCUUGGGCGAGAGCAAGACGAAGUUUACGAGCGGCAAGCACGAGGACGAUGGCACUGCGCUGGACCCGAACGAGUACAGCUACUUGCAGAUGCUUGGACCUUUGGCGAUGGGACUAGUGACUUCCGGGACGCUGCAACUGACUGGCAUCAAUGCCGUGAUGAAUUACGCGCCAAAGAUUAUGGGCAACUUGGGGAUGGUGCCUCUUGUGGGCAACUUCGUGGUGAUGGCGUGGAACUUUGUGACAACUCUCGUCUCGAUUCCACUUGCCCGGGUCCUCACGAUGCGCCAGCUGUUUCUUGGUGCCUCGCUUGUGGCGUCGGUCUCGUGUCUGCUCUUGUGCGGGGUCCCUGUGUACCCCGGCGUUGCCGAUAAGAACGUGAAGAAUGGCGUUGCGAUCACUGGAAUUGCCAUAUUCAUCGCCGCGUUUGAGAUUGGCCUUGGACCGUGCUUCUUUGUGCUUGCCCAGGAACUGUUCCCACGCUCUUUCCGUCCGAGGGGUGCGUCCUUCGUGCUCCUGACGAAUUUCAUCUUUAAUGUUAUCAUCAACGUCUGCUACCCGAUCGCGACGGAGGGCAUCUCUGGCGGCCCGUCUGGCAACCAGGACAAGGGUCAGGCAGUCGCGUUCAUCUUUUUUGGCUGCAUUGGUCUUGUCUGCUUCGUUCUGCAGGUGUUCUUCUUGUACCCGUGGGAGGAGAGCACUCCUCAGAACCACGGCGACACCAACGAAGAGUCCGCGCUUCCAGAACAGCAGUCGCCGAUUGAGGUUGCCACCCCUGGCAACCGUCAACCCGCGUGA